Messenger RNA from Necator americanus (New World hookworm), 330 nucleotides. RefSeq lists its product as uncharacterized. Bases 1 to 330 code for a protein of 109 amino acids. Lineage: Eukaryota; Metazoa; Nematoda; Chromadorea; Rhabditida; Ancylostomatidae. The record is from RefSeq and is a predicted model, not a curated record. The transcript has 4 exons.
AUGUGCAGUGAAAUUCUAAUGGAACUCGGUCGUAGGGGACGUGACCGUGCUACAAAAUCUUCCUACAUGAUAAUCUUACGGUACUCGUUAGUACUCCAUUCACCUAUUCCUAUAACUCAUAUAUCUUUGGACUUGCACUUUAAUCAGGUUCUACACCAUGAAUCUUAUCAUCGUGUCCGAUCACAGCUUAAAUUAUGGAAAUACGAUGAAGAAGUUCCAGAAAGGAAAUGGAAAAGCGUCACAGUGAUACCGACAAAAACUAUGAGCGAUUUUUGUUGCCUCACUUCAACGUUCCUUAAAGAUGCAGAAAACAGAGAACAAGGACAUUAG